AUGCAGCAAACUAUGAAGCAUGAUGUUGAGAAGGGCAAGAAGACUUUUGUUCAGAAGUGUGCCCAGUGCCAUACUGUGAAGAAGGGAGGCAAGCACAGGACUGGGCCAAAUCUCCAUGGUCUCUCUGGGCGUGGACUUCCUUACAUGGACACCAACAAGAACAAAGGGAUCACCUGGGGAGAGGCUACACUGAUGGAGUAUUUGGAGAAUCCCAAGAAGUACAUCCCUGGAACAAAAAUGCUCACCGCUGGCACUGAGAAGAGUGCAGAAAGGGCAGGCUUGAUAGCUUACCUCAAAAAAAACCACUCAUGA
Molecule: messenger RNA, 312 nt
Organism: Eptesicus fuscus (big brown bat)
Lineage: Eukaryota; Metazoa; Chordata; Mammalia; Chiroptera; Vespertilionidae
Product: cytochrome c-like
Exons: 2
Coding region: 1-312 (103 amino acids)
Biological process (GO): mitochondrial electron transport, ubiquinol to cytochrome c; mitochondrial electron transport, cytochrome c to oxygen
Cellular component (GO): mitochondrial intermembrane space
Molecular function (GO): heme binding; electron transfer activity
Source: RefSeq, a predicted model, not a curated record